ACUUAAAACUGGCGACGAUAUCUUAACAGGUGGGAAUCGAAAUCGAUUAUUUCAUAACCAUUUAGUAAUUUAAUAGGGAGAAGUAUUUGCCUAGAUGUUGAAGUUACAUCGAAUUCAUUUAAGUAAAGUGGGUUGCGUACGCAAUCUCUCAAAAAAAUGUAAUGAACUUGGCCCACGGCCUUUGAAGGAAGGGCCCUUUUAUCCAGCAUUACAAGAUGUAUCAUUAAAGGCUCGACAACAGAAGGAUUCUGUGGAUUGGCAUGAUGAUAUUGGCCAAGUACCAACAGUCGAGGAAAAAUUACUUAAAAUGAAUAUGCCACGAUACUACGGGUACAAAGUAGUAAACUUUAGCGAUAGCAAGACCCCUUACAACGAUAUGCCAGUAACUCAGCACUAUACACGCACUGUUAUGGAAAAGUUGGAAUCGUCUAAAACAGGUCCCAUCGAAAAGGAAAAGGCUGAACGUAUUUUUAACACAGCACGUAAAGAAACUAUUGAAGCCCUUGAAUUUUCUUACGACUAUUGCCGGCAUUUAGUUCGGAUGACAAGUAAAUCGGUUGAUUACGUUGCCCGUGAAAAGCAUAUCACGCAGAUCAUUGUUGAACAAUUGAAUAGAGCCCUGUUAAAAGUAAUGAGCCCAGAAUAUCCACACUUAAGUGAAGUCGAAAUAGAUUACAAUCCUCGCCAUGAAGCUUUUUGGGCAGUAGGAGGUGUACAAUCUACUAAAAACGUUGUUAAUUCAAGAAAUGGAUGCAAAUGGCAAAUCAAGGAGGCGAAUAAUUCCAGCGACCGGAUAAUACAAUACUCUGGUAAUCCUUAUAUGUGUCUGCGUCAUCACAAGCAGCUAGCAUCUUGGAAAACACCCUUUGAAAGUAAUGACGUUGGGUUGAGCCAAAAUUUACCGCUAUUUAAAUACGAUGUACGUUGUCUAGGUUAUAACACAGAGCAUCGGCAUGUCACAAAUAUUCCCGGCCAUUGGCCUUGCGGAAAUGAACAGACUUUUGCAUUUUUGUCCGUUCAUUCGCGAGCUCACCUUCAACUUCGACCGAAAUGUUAUGCGAAAAAUGACUUGCAGGAAGCCCUUGAUGCUUUAGCGAUAAAAGCUUCGUACUGUCUGCUUUUGGCCCACGCCAGUUACCACGGCUUUAACACUUACAACGACGUUACCUAUCCUUUGAAUACCCAAACUAUCAUUACAAACGGUCAGGAAUGGAGCUUUUAUGAGUAUCAAUUGAAUACAUUACUAAUUCAUGGUGAUAAUGCGGUUGGAAAUCCAAAAGUCAACUUCUGUCGGGGAUCUCCACCUCUACCACUCUUUGCAGAAGUUUCCCCAACGGGAAAGUGCGUAGGCUUCAACGAUGAAACGUUAAAGCAGCUAUUAAACUUUUAUGGAAAUGUUCCAAAAAUACAGCGCACUCCUAAAGAGCUACAGCCAUUUAUUUCAUCACGCUUAUCAGAGUAUACAAAUUCUGAUCAAUGUGACUUUAUUGAUAAAAAAUUUAAACAUUUAACGUCAAAUCGUCAACGCCAUCUUGAGAUACCAGAAAUUUUCCUAUGGGAGAAACUCUAUAAGAUCGAUAACAAAACUCGUCCUAUGGAAGCAAAAAGGCGAUUUUUUGAAAGGAAUAUUAAUCCAUGGCGACGACGACUUGAUGAAUACGAUGAAGAAUAUGUGCCUAAAGCCUUACGACUACGAAAUGAGCGUAAAAAUAAAGCUUUUAAAGAAAAAUUUUACCCUUAACAAAAAAAAAUGUAUAUGCUUUUUUAAAAUAAAAAAAUAAAUAAAAACUAGGAACAAA
Drosophila ananassae is the source of this 1799-nucleotide messenger RNA. RefSeq names its product 39S ribosomal protein S30, mitochondrial (gene mRpS30). Gene Ontology annotation, molecular function: structural constituent of ribosome. Gene Ontology annotation, biological process: translation. Lineage: Eukaryota; Metazoa; Arthropoda; Insecta; Diptera; Drosophilidae. Gene Ontology annotation, cellular component: mitochondrion; ribosome; mitochondrial large ribosomal subunit. The transcript is spliced from 2 exons. The record is from RefSeq and is a predicted model, not a curated record. Bases 95 to 1741 code for a protein of 548 amino acids.